AUGGCUGUUUUCCGGCUGUCGUUGCUACUGCAAGUGGGAUUUGUGAUCGGAUCAAACCAUAAAUACGCGGAAUGGUCAGCGCAUGGGGAAGAUGUGAGAGCACGGGAGGCGGUUUACGGCGCUCAGACGCACCGUCGGCAGCUGGCUCAUCUCCGUGCGCCUCAGCCUCCUCCGGGCGAGACGCCGGAGAACCUAGAGGAGCUUCUCCCCAGGGUGGUCACCGCUUUUCUUCACACGGGGGACUCGACCACCUUAAACCACGCCAACUGCUCGCGGAGGUACGAGCUCACCUCUCUGCGGGGAAGGUCAGAAUCAACCCCGCAUCAGUCCAUGAGCAGCGUGUUGGAUACGGUGCUGCACGCCACAAACUUCCUCAACAUGAUUCUGCAAGCCAACAGGUCCAGGGAGCAGAGUCUCCGGCGAGACAUUGAGUGGUACCAUGCCUUAGUCAGGAGUAUUCUGGAGGGAGACGCCAAGAUCCACCGGGCUGUGGUCACUUUUAGCGCGGAUUCGUCUGUGGAGGGGCCCUCGGUGCUUCUCCAGGCCACCAGGUCCGGUGGCGAGAUAGUUCUCCAUGACCUCUCCAGCAUGGCACACCACCAUCUGCACAACCGCACAGCAGACACAGAGUGGUACCACGGUGUCAAAGACAGGAAGAAGCCCAAUUUCCACAAGAGGGUGAUGAGUCAAGAUUUUAAAUCACUGGACAAUUCUCUAAAAAGGGGAGAGAGUUUUAUCCCGGACAAGGCACAUGUCAAAUGGUCUGCGCCCUACCUGGAGUGUGAACAUGGGAAUUUUGUUCCCCGCUGGCUUUUGACCUUAUCGGCUGCUUUCUAUGGCCUGAAGCCCAACCUGGCUCCUGAAUUCAGGGGCGUGGUGAGAGUGGACAUUAAUCUGCAGGAUGUUGAUAUCGACCAGUGCUCCACUGACGGCUGGUUUGCUGGAAGCCAUCGAUGCAACCUGACCACUAUGGAGUGUUUGCCUCACCAUGGUCAUGGAUUUGUCUUGGACAAGUACACAUGCCAGUGCAAGAAAGGAUUCUUCCAUCCCAACAGAGUGGCUGUCAACGGCUUUACACGGAUGGGACGAAAGGGAAAAGCUGCAGAGAGCGGUCCCAAUGCAGACGAGGGGUCUUCCAGCGACUGUCUGCCAUGCCAGCAGGGCUGCGCAUUCUGCAAGGACGACACCCCCUGCGUGGCCCGAGAGGACGGCCCCCUCCGCAUGGCCGUGCUCUCCUUCCAGUGCCUCUGCAUGCUCAUCGUCUUCGUCAGCAUGAUACUCGUCUACCACUUUCGCAGGAACAAGAGUAUCAGAGCAUCAGGUCUAGUCCUACUGGAGGCCAUUCUGUGUGGAACUCUGCUUCUCUACUUUCCGGUUGGGAUUCUCUACUUCCAGCCAAGUGUUUUCCGCUGCAUCCUGCUGCGAUGGGUCCGCCUGCUGGGUUUUGCUACCGUCUACGGGACACUGACUCUUAAGUUGUACAGGGUGUUGAAGGUGUUCCUGUCCCGUACUGCUCAGAGGAUCCCCUACAUGACCAGCUGGCGAGUGUUGCGUCUGCUGGGCAUCAUCCUACUCAUCGUCUGUUGGUUCCUGGUGGCUUGGACAUCUGCUGUCUGUCAGAACCCGGACAGGAAGUUGGCUCUCAUCGACGUGGGCUACACGCCCGAUGGGCUGCAGUUCAGCAUGUGCCUGCUGGAUCGCUGGGACUACAUGAUGGCUGUCGCUGAGUUCCUCUUCCUGCUGUGGGCCGUCUAUCUGUGUUACGCUGUGAGGACGGUUCCCUCUGCAUUCCACGAACCUCGCUACAUGGCCAUCGCUGUUCACAACGAACUUGUCCUGACGGCAAUAUUCUAUGUCAUCAGGUUCACUCUAGCUCCAGAGCUCCAUCCAGACUGGAUGCUGUUACUGUUCUUCACCCACACACACUUAACUGUUACAGUAACACUGGGUCUGCUACUCAUCCCAAAGUUCCUGUUUGCUGGCACCCAGAUGAGAGAUGAUAUAGCCUCCGAGGCGUAUGAGGACGAGCUGGACAUGGGUCGUUCGGGGUCGUAUCUGAACAGUAGCAUAACAUCGGCAUGGAGCGAACACAGUCUUGAUCCUGAAGACAUCCGGACACCAGACGAAAUGGGCCAUCUCAGUUCUAUUAAUGGCUGUGGCGUAAGGUCUUGCGACAGUCAUUGGGAAAAACGUACCAACGAGGAGUUGAAGAAACUCUACUCCCAGCUGGAGAUUUACAAGAGGAAAAAGAUGCUAGCAAACAACCCUCAUCUCCAGAAGAAGCGUAGUUCCAAAAAAGGGUUGGGUCGUUCGCUGAUGAGACGCAUAACUGAGAUUCCGGAAUCGGUGCACCGGCAGUGCAGCCGUGAAGACAAGGAUGCUGGAGAACAUGGGAGCAACCGUAACAGCAUUUGCAUGUUGAAGAAGAACCCUUUUGAUCAGACUCACCCAGGAAAGCCGGCAAAGGAGGAGACGCUUAAGAACAAGGUUUUCUCCCUCAAGAAGUCCCACAGCAGUUACGACCAUGUCCGUGACCAGAGUGAAGACUCCAGCAGCUCAGCAACAGACAAGAUGGAGGUUACUCCGGCUGAAGGCUCUCUCCUGGACACACUUAUGGGCAAGAAGCUGGUCAAGAAGAUGUCCAGUGAGAAUGUAGGGGUCACCAGUGAAUCUACAGAAUCGGUUCCUUUGGUCUGCAAGUCAGCUAGCGCCCAUAACCUCAGCGCAGACAAGAAACCGAUUCAUCCCAGAGCCUCCAUGCUUCAGAAGUCCCUCAGUGUCAUCGCCAGUGCCAAAGAGAAGACUUUGGGCUUGACAGGAAAGACCCAGAGCGCCGAGGACAGCAAUAAGAAGAGUCAGCCAAAGAGCAAAGAGACGAGGGCCAAUGCAGAGCCGGAAAAUGAAUUCCAACCCAAGAUGAUUAUGAGCCAGUCAGUUGAGUGCAAACAGACUGCGUCAUUGGGCAGGAUCAUGAAACAGCCAGUGAGCGGUAGCCAGCCUACAAUCUGUUCUGAUCCAAUCACGGGAAAAGACCUCUAUGAUCUCUCAGAGGUUUGUCCCUGGGAACUGGAGGAUCUCCCAACGCCGUCUGAAAACAAGGUCCAAAAGCAUGUAUCCAUCGCGCCAGAUGAAACCACAACUGUUCACGGAGGUAGCACCAAGGGAGGAAAAUCUCAGCAGCAGAAACAGAAAGCUUCUGAUCAACCUCCAUCGAGUGGCAGUCAUUCAAAGGAAAUUCCAAAGACCACCGCGGUACGAGCAGAGAUAUGUCCAUGGGAAGAUGGAGGUGAAAGUCAAGGUGGUCAAGUGGAAUGCUCAAAUCCACAAACAAACAGUCAGGCAAGCAAACUUGCUCAGACCCAACCGCCUCAUUCAACAGAGAGUUCCAAAACACAUCGGGUAGACGUUUGUCCAUGGGACUUUGAAGAGGCCCAAAAGAAAACUGAGUCAGCUUUUUCUCCAGAUGUAACAACACAAAGAAAAGGCACCUCCCCUGUGGAAGGUAAAAGAAGAAGUACUCUUUUAGAUCCAUCCAAACCAGGAGACUCGCUGCAGCCACUAUCUGCAAAAGGAGAUGUCUGUCCCUGGGACUAUGAAAGCACUGCAGUAUCUCCAAGUUCUGAGAGGACACCCAGUCCCUCUCAAGCAUCCAAAACCAAGGAAUCCCUCAAAAAGAAGGGUACCCCUUCCACAAGAACAGUUGAGAAAGAGAAAUCAAAAGACGCUGAUAUUGAGAAAAGUAGAACAAAAGCUAAGGACAAGAGUAAAUCUUCAGAGAAACAAAUAAGCCAACAAAAAAUGGCUGCGGUAUGCCCAUGGGAUGUGGAGAGUCAUCAGGAUGUUCCGGCGGUAGAAAAAAGGCAGAGUGCAAAUGUAGGGACGGCCAAAGCAAAGCCAGCUGAAGUCUGUCCAUGGGAUUUUGAGGCUUCAUUAGAUCAAAAAGAUACAGACAAAAGUGCUUCUCCCGUGAAACAGAGCAAUCCCACUCCUAAAGGCGGUGUUGUAAGUGCUCAAAAGGCAGACGUUUGUCCCUGGGACUUUGACGAUAGCACAUCAAGCAAGAAGGCAUGACCUUAAUGGACUAUUGAAAUUAUAGUUAUUGAUGUAUACUUUUUUCACUCUGAAAUUGUUCAAUAUAAUCUUUUAUUAUAAGUGCGGUGACUUGGAAGAAAAGUUCAAGAUCAAGUUCCACGAGUUGCCUUCCUUUAUGAGUUUUUUUCCUGUUUUACCUAUUUUGAAAAUAAGUAAAAUGUAAAAAAACAAUAAAGUCAUGACAAGCAUUCCAGAUGAUUACAGGAAGAUCCUGAGGAUAAAUCUUAGACUAAUUAUGCAACUUUUGAUUCAGCCUUUUCACUUCAUUAGCAAUGUUGAAAAUCUGCAUAUAUCAUGUUCUCUAUUCGGUCAACAAUUAUUGGUGGUUGUUUUGUGCAUUCUCAUCAUCACUUAUUGGACUAAGAUAUGACAUGAUCUGUAGGGGGAAAAGAAGUAUGAAAUGAAGGUUGAUGUACAAAACAGCAAAAGUGAAAGCCAAAGAAUAAGGAAACAAUUGCAAAGAGCGUUAUUGGUCUGUCGGCGAUAAAGUUAAAU
This is a messenger RNA of Trematomus bernacchii (emerald rockcod), 4587 nucleotides long. RefSeq names its product G protein-coupled receptor 158a (gene gpr158a). Gene Ontology annotation, biological process: G protein-coupled receptor signaling pathway. The record is from RefSeq and is a predicted model, not a curated record. Gene Ontology annotation, cellular component: membrane. Gene Ontology annotation, molecular function: G protein-coupled receptor activity. NCBI's taxonomy places the organism in Eukaryota, Metazoa, Chordata, Actinopteri, Perciformes, Nototheniidae.